Molecule: messenger RNA, 2209 nt
Organism: Gavia stellata (red-throated loon)
Lineage: Eukaryota; Metazoa; Chordata; Aves; Gaviiformes; Gaviidae
Gene: RSBN1
Product: round spermatid basic protein 1
Exons: 7
Coding region: 35-2143 (702 amino acids)
Cellular component (GO): nucleus
Source: RefSeq, a predicted model, not a curated record
GGGCCAUUUAAAUGUGUGUGAGGGAGACUGUGAAAUGGCUGCGCAGGUCGCUGCGGUGCGCGCAGUGUCCCGGGCCCCGGAGGAGCCGCCCCCGCUCCCCUCGGGGGACCGGCCCGGCCGGCCUCGCGGCGGCGGGCGGCGGCGGCGGGGCCCCCCCGGCGAGGCGGCGGGCGGCAAGCGGGCCCGGCUGAGCCAGCAGCUGCUGGCGGGGCCCGGCCCGGCGGAGCCGCUGCCCCCGGCCGCCCUGCCCGGCCUGCCUGCCGCCGCCGGGCUCUUCACCUUCUCCCCGCUCAGCCUGUCGCCGCCCGCCGCGCUCGAGGAGCGCCGCCACCACCACCACCGGCAUCGCCCCGCCGCCGGCCCCGAGCCCGGCCGCCUGGCCGCCGGGCAGCCGCAGAAGGCGAGGCGGGGCAGCCCCGCGGACGGGGCAGCCGGGCGGCCCAGCAAGCGAGAAACUCCUGAUGAAAAUGGCAAAACCCAGCGUGCUGAUGGUCUUAUUAUGAAGAAGAUAAAGAAAAAAAAGAAAAAGAAACACCGGGAAGAUAUGAGGGGAAAACGCCUGAAGAUGUAUAACAAAGAAGUGCAGACAGUGUGUGCUGGACUCACUCGCAUUGACAAAGAAACUCUGUCUCAAGGACAGUGUGAUAACUUAGAAAUGAACAAGGAAUCCUUCAGGUAUCUGAAGGAUGAGCAGCUCUGCAGACUGAAUUUGGGUAUGCAGGAAUAUCGAAUACCCCAGGGAGUACAAACACCAUUUGUGACACACCAGGAGCAUUCUGUUCGCAGCAGCUUCUUGAAAACUGGCACUAAAUUUAGUAACUUCAUUCAUGAAGAACAUCAGUCCAAUGGUGGUGCUCUGGUCCUUCAUGCUUACAUGGAUGAACUCUCAUUUUUGUCUCCAGUGGAGAUGGAGAGAUUUGCAGAAGAGUUUCUUGCGUUGUCAUUCAGUGAAAAUGAUAAAAAUGCAGCUUACUAUGCUUUAGCCAUAGUACAUGGAGCAGCUGCUUAUUUACCAGACUUCCUGGAUUACUUUGCUUUUAACUUUCCUAACACUCCAGUGAAAAUGGAAAUUUUGGGCAAGAAGGACAUUGAAACAACAACAAUUUCAAACUUUCACUCUCAGGUCAAUCGAACGUACUGCUGUGGAACCUACAGAGCAGGACCAAUGCGGCAGAUCAGUCUUGUUGGAGCAGUGGAUGAAGAAGUUGGGGACUACUUCCCAGAAUUUCUAGAUAUGUUAGAAGAAUCUCCAUUUCUCAGAAUGACUUUGCCCUGGGGUACUCUUUCUAGUCUCAGACUUCAGUGCAGGUCACAAAGUGACGAUGGUCCCAUAAUGUGGGUGAGACCAGGAGAGCAGAUGAUCCCAACAGCUGAUAUGCCAAAAUCGCCAUUCAAACGGCGCCGGUCAAUGAAUGAAAUAAAGAAUCUCCAGUACCUACCUCGGACCAGUGAGCCCCGUGAGGUUCUGUUUGAAGACAGAACAAGAGCUCACGCUGAUCAUGUGGGUCAAGGGUUUGACUGGCAGAGUACAGCUGCUGUAGGUGUUCUGAAGGCUGUACAGUUUGGGGAAUGGAGUGACCAGCCUCGUAUAACCAAAGAUGUGGUUUGUUUUCACGCUGAAGAUUUCACUGAUGUUGUGCAGAGACUUCAGUUGGACCUGCAUGAACCUCCAGUGUCACAGUGUGUUCAAUGGGUGGAUGAAGCCAAACUAAACCAAAUGAGACGGGAAGGCAUUCGCUAUGCUAGAAUUCAGUUGUGUGACAAUGACAUCUACUUCAUCCCUAGAAAUGUCAUUCAUCAGUUCAAAACAGUGUCAGCAGUCUGCAGCUUAGCCUGGCACAUAAGACUUAAACAAUAUCACCCUGUCGGGGAGACUUCUCAAAAUGCAGAAAGCAAUUCAAGCUUGAACAGUAGUGUUCCUGGAAAAACAGAGUCAGAAGGUGAACCCCAGUGUGUGAGUGUAAAAAUAGAGUCUGAAGAACCAGGUAUAGAAAUGCAGCUUACAACAGGGGUGCUCUCCUCCUCUGUUUCUUCAAUAUCAGGACUUGUACAACCAGAUCAGGCGGCCCAGCCCCUUCCAGGUUUUAAAAUAGAGUCUGAUCAGCAACACAAUCCACAGGAUCAUGCAGGCUCUUCUGUGUGAUAUGUAUAUAAUCAAACAUUUUUUUAACAACUUUUUAAAAUUUUGAUGUGAAGUUAUAGUUUUAUA